GUCGGCAACACGACCUAACAGGUGCUCACAACAACGGUAGGACCGCACUGCCGCGGCACGGGCGCACAGCAGCUGACACGGACGCAGAAAACACCGUUGUUCUUCUCGCCUUGAGUUUGCCAUCAACUACGCACGAGAGGGCAGAGCAGGGAAACGUGCACGCCGUUCGAGACGACAUGAUGACGGUAAGCAUGUCCGCGACCAAGAUCAUGUUGGUUGUCGUUGUGUUCCUGGCAGGCAAAGCGGAAUCGUUCGUGCACGUCGCAUCAUGCUCGAGCCGAGCAGAAGUAGCAACGACAGCUAUGGCUGCUACAUCAUCACCAGUCGGGGGAGCAGGAGAAGGGGCAGGGCUGACGCGGGCCGAGGCUAUUCGACGCACAGUCGCAGGGUCCCAAGCCCUAGCUGCGGCAGGGGUGCUGAUCGGAGGAUCGGCCCGAGCGUUGGCCGAGGAAGAGAUGAAGGACGAGGUGCAACAGUUCGCCGAGCUGCGUGGGGAGGUGGAGAAGAAGGGACGGGAAGCAGCGGUGAAAGAAAACCUGGCCCUGCUGUCCGAAGCAACAGCCGGCCUCAAGACUCUCGACGUCUUCAUUGGGGAGAAAGACUACAAGGGGCUUCGCCUCGCCAUGCGCAACCCUCCUAUCGCCAACCUCAGAUCCAGCGCCAGGAAAGUCAUCAUCGGCAUUGAUAACAAAGACGCAGAAGAGAAGGCAACGUCCGUUUACAAGGCUUUGAUCACGUCGGUGGACAAGCUGGAUGGCAUUGCCAGCAGGGGCAUGAAGGAGAAGGAAGGGCUCAAGGACGACGAGGAGAUCAUGGAGGUCUACCGCACCUGCGUCGAGCGAGGGUCUGACCUCAUCACUUUCCUCCCAAAGAUUCUCUAGAUAUCCACCUCAGGCAGCAUGCUGGAUUGGGGUCUGGUGUUUGUGUUUAUUGACACGUGUGUCGCUCCUGCCUAAGUUAGACUAUUUGUAGUUGCAACAGUUAUGGUUCGCGAAGUUUGCGUCGGCGAAAGGGUGCACGCAACUGUUCCAAGGCGGCUCCUGAAGUGCACACGGCAUCGUACUGUGUGGCAGCACAAGCUGCAUGUCUAUCUGUGAAACGAUUGUAGCACUCUUUGAUUUUGGGCGUGCCAGAGGGGAUCGGGUUGUUUGAACAUGUGUAGACUGUUUGUUUGAAGUACAUGUAUGCCACUUUUUUACAACCAAGGGAGACCCAAUAGUCUGUAGUACUGCUUCGAGAUGGGGAUCGGCAAGCAAGAUGCUCGCGGAAGCCUUUAGUUUAGGGUUCAACUGUUUGUCGCAAGCCCCAGUGGGUGAUGGUAACCGUGUCGCCAAUCAAGCCAAGACCGUCCUGCUCGCCGCCUCUUUGUCAAAA
Messenger RNA from Ectocarpus sp. CCAP 1310/34, 1374 nucleotides. Lineage: Eukaryota; Phaeophyceae; Ectocarpales; Ectocarpaceae. The record is from the annotation of a GenBank genome assembly.